This is a messenger RNA of Salvia miltiorrhiza (redroot sage), 1338 nucleotides long. RefSeq names its product PHD finger protein ALFIN-LIKE 4-like. Gene Ontology annotation, biological process: regulation of DNA-templated transcription. Gene Ontology annotation, molecular function: histone binding; transcription coregulator activity; transcription cis-regulatory region binding. NCBI's taxonomy places the organism in Eukaryota, Viridiplantae, Streptophyta, Magnoliopsida, Lamiales, Lamiaceae. Gene Ontology annotation, cellular component: nucleus. The coding region runs from base 306 to 1076 and encodes 256 amino acids. The record is from RefSeq and is a predicted model, not a curated record. The transcript is spliced from 5 exons.
AAAAAACCCUAACAAUAUUGCAAUUAUAUUUUACGGAAUUUAGGAACAAAAAAAAAAAUAGGAGGAGUGUUGUUGAGGGUUGUCGGACUCAUCAUCCAAUUCUCAAAUAUAGUUAAGCCCGUCCAAUUUGAUUAGAUUCAAAUCCGCUCCAUCAUCCCAUCUCAUUCACUUUUCUCCCUCUCUUUCUCUCUCUCUGGAAUUCUUCUAUACAAUUUAUUAUCCCCUCCGCCAUAAAACCCACACACACAUUUUUAUUGCUGCGUUUUCCAUUUCAUAUUUGUUGUAAAUUUGAGCGCGAGGAAGUGAUGGAGGCAACAGGCUACAACCCUCGGACUGUUGAAGAAGUUUUUAGGGAUUUUAAGGGCAGAAGAGCUGGACUUAUCAAAGCUCUCACUACAGAUGUUGAAGAAUUUUUCCAGCAGUGCGAUCCUGACAAGGAGAAUUUGUGCUUGUACGGGUUUCCUGGUGAGCAAUGGGAGGUCAAUUUACCUGCUGAAGAAGUUCCACCAGAACUCCCUGAGCCUGCUUUAGGAAUCAACUUCGCUAGGGAUGGGAUGCAAGAAAAGGACUGGUUAUCUCUAGUUGCUGUCCACAGUGAUGCUUGGUUGCUUGCUGUUUCCUUCUACUUUGGUGCUAGGUUUGGAUUCGAUAAAGCCGACAGGAAGCGGCUCUUCAACAUGAUCAAUGAUCUACCAACUGUAUUUGAAGUUGUGACUGGUGCUGCCAAAAAACAGCAGAAAGAGAAAUCUUCAAUCUCAAAUCAUAGUAGCAACAAGUUCAAGUCGAACCCCAAACCGCGAGCUGAAACUCCUGGAAAGUAUUCAAGGCCACAGCCACAACCAAAAGAAGAAGACGAUGGCUUACUAGGCUUACUAGACGAGGAAGAUGAGGAUGAACAUGGGGAGACGCUAUGUGGUGCCUGUGGCGAUAACUAUGCAUCAGAUGAAUUCUGGAUUUGCUGCGACAUAUGUGAGAAGUGGUUCCAUGGCAAAUGCGUGAAGAUCACCCCUGCUAGAGCCGAGCAUAUCAAGCAGUACAAGUGUCCCACGUGCAACAACAAGAGAGCUCGCCCGUAGUCUAGAGCUUCUGUACUUUCUGAAGACUACAUCUGCGUCGGGUAAUCGGAUCCAUCCUUGUUCUAAGCACCAAAGCCUAACCUGUGAAUGCGCGCUUUCUGAUUGGGGGAUCUCGUUUUUUGGUAUAGAUAGUGUUAGAAGUAGUCCCCUCACUGGCUAGAACUUGUGUUUCUUUUUAAAUAGGAUUUCGUGUCUUCUUCAAUGAAUUGGUGAAAAAGUUGUUUAUCUCCGUUCCUAUUAUGAUGUGUAGUUUUGUGAAUUA